UAAAUGGAUAAGAAUCAUCCACAGGACACAAUGCAAUGUGUCUAAGAUGUGCUUGUGUGCCUGAGCGUGUGCGUGUGUGUGAGGGUGUGGCUGGACGUGUUUAGACAGAGCCUGCCCUGUUGACUCCCUGAGUAUUCCACUGACAGACUGAGCAUUUGCAUUAUAGGUCAGGGCCACCGGCCACAUUGUUUCAUAGCGUUUGUCAUCUAGACCUCGCGCAAUCUCUCUUGUGUGCCUUAUCGACUGUGGAGCGGUUGUCCAUGGUGUGCUUCAUCAUUAUCCAAGUUUGCUUAGCCUUUUUUAAGAAUCUUGUCUGCUUCAUAUCGAUUAUCAAUGACCUUGUCUUUAGUACUGGAUUCUGCAUCAAUUGUGCUUUUUCAGCCACUGCAGUAUAAAGUAAUACACUUUAUUUCAGGCUUACUGUAGAGCACCAGUGCUAGCAACAGCACACUACCAGCUGUUCAAAUUCUACUCCGUUGGAUAAUCCUAUCGGUAUUAUUUAGUAUGUUUACAUCACCUCAAUUUAUCCUUCUUAGACUUCAUGUCUGUGUUUUGUCUGCAAGACAUCUGAACUUGUUCUUGUUAAUACUACUACUAACACUCAUGAACUUUGGUAACUUGAGUGACCACAGUUUCUGUCUCCAGGAUGCAGACAUUUUUUCCCUCUCAAAACCACACCACACAACAUUAUGGAGUGUUGAGUCGCCUUUUGAUUUUAUGUCCAUUUCCCUAUCAGAGAAGAUGGAGCAGCACGUGACCUGGAAUGCUCUGUGACAUCUCCUUGAUAAGAACAUUCCAACCGGGCUUUUCUACUUUUUAUAUAGCUGUUGGAGUUCUAUAUUUCCUAGACAAACACAUUCCGACAAGAUCUCAUUGAGGCUCUCCAACCAAGACGGCCUUGGCUAAAGACUUGUUUAAACCAACCAGUCUGCGGAUUUUCUCAGUAAAGCAAGUACGCAAGCAAGGUGUCAAGCAGACAGUUGAAAAGCACAGCAAUGGAGACAUUGUCCCAAGACUCUAUCCUGGAGUGUCAGAUCUGCUUCAACUACUACAGCCCGCGGCGGCGGCCCAAGCUGCUGGACUGCCACCACACAUGCUGCUCGGUGUGCCUGACUCAGAUGCGGGGCGGCCAGCGCGAGGUGCGCUGCCCGUGGUGCCGCCGCAUCACCAAGCUGCCCGCCGGCCUGUCCGUCUCCCAGCUGCCCGACGACCCAGACCUGGUGGCGGUGGUGGCCAUCCCGCACGCCUCCGAGCACACGCCUGUCUUCAUCCGCCUGCCCAGCAAUGGCUGCUACAUGCUGCCCCUGCCCAUGGCCAAGGAGCGGGCCCUGCUGCCGGGGGAACUGGGCUGUCGGCUGCUGCCGGGCGGGGCGGCAGGCCUGGGGCCCGGGGGCAAGGGCAGCGGCGUGGCGUUGGUGGCCAUGCCUGAACAGGAGCCCCUGGGCCUGGGCAGUCUGGAGGGCCUGGAGGUGGAGGAGGAGCGGAGAGGAGGAGCGGUGGGGGGAGGCGGUGUGGGUGGGAAGGGCUCCACGUGGUCGGGAGUGUGCACGGUCAUUCUGGUGGCCUGCGUGCUGCUCUUCUUACUGGGCAUCGUGCUCCACAACAUGUCCUGCAUCUCCAAGCGCUUCACCGUCAUCUCCUGUGGAUGAACUCACACACAGGCCCCUGUGUGUUUUGAGAUCCAUACACUUAACCAUACACUUGCCCUUACACACACGUACACACACACACGCACACACACACAAGCACACACUCCUAACAUCCUCCCAUGGUGAGGACUGUGUUUGAAAAGACAAAACAAAAUAAGAAUUGAUCUCAGUAUAUGUGUUGCAGCUGAGAGGAAAGUGGAUGUGAAUGUUAAAAAAUGGCUUCAUGGAUUGUAUGGAUGUUAAACUUUUGUUUUGAAUUUUUUGGGACUGUGGAGAUAUGCAGUUCAUACAAUGCAACAGAAUUACUCUUGCAUACAAACAAACAAACACCCAAAUUCACACACACAAACACAGCUACAUCCCUGUCAUUGGAUACUCAAGGUGUCUCAGAGCUGAUUAAUUUGCCUCGGGCACUGGAUAAAAAAACAUCAGGGUCUGUCCUGCCCAGAGCAGCCCUAAUACAGGCAGGACACUCUGUCUAUAUGCGUUCAGUAGGUGUUGGCCAGUAGAAGCAUUUACUUUCAUGUUUAUUACUUACUGUUUGGUUUUUCCUAUGUAAGUAAAAGAGUACACAACUGCACAAUGUGAGACAUAAUAUAAUCCAGUAGCUAGACCUUGGCCUGGCUUGUGUAGUUUAACAACAACAACACAUUGCGUCCUGUGUUAACAUGUAGACAUGCUCGCAAUGUAGUUCAGUAUUUGUGAAUGGGCUCUGUGUUUUAUUUCAUUUGAUCACCAAGAAAAUAAGGUGUGUGGACAACGCUUUUGGUCAUAACAGCAUAUGCAGUGAUCACUCAAUCUUGGUGUUGUCAAAAGCAAACUAAACAGAACAGGGAGAUAUAUGUUAAUAUAAAACUAUUAUACCAGCAGCGUGUAACUUAAAGCACAGAUCCACCAUGCCAGUGGUAGAAGACUGGAUAGUAAUAACAACAAUAAUGUGUUCUGUAGUCCCUGGAGAAGAGUCCCUAGAGAAACUGCUGUAUGUCUCUUUGUUCUUUAAAUGUCCUCUUGUCCACCCAAGAAAACACAAUGCAGGUACUGCUUUUAAAAGGGAAGAGGUUAGUGUUUGAUCUUGCCUAUGGCACACACACACACACACACACACACACACACACACACACACACACACACACACACACACACACUCUCUCUGCAUUCAUUGAUCUGAUGCUGAGUGCAGGCUUUGAGUCAUGUAAGAGAGUGAUGGAGCAGUGAUCAUAGUUUGUGUGUGUGUGUGUGUUUAUGUGUAGCUUAACUAGCUAUACAGUAAUCUCAUUGAUUUAUAUACUAUGGUUGUCUGUAGAGACCUUUGACUUAUCCCAUGUGUGCCAAAUGACUUGUUCCUCUUGGCUCUCUCUCUUUUCUCUUUUCAUUUUAGAGUGUAUACACAAACAAACAGGGUGAAGCAUUUUGUAUAGACAACAUGUAAGGCAAAAAAGCAAUGAUUGUGUUUCACUGUCUGCAGUUAUAUGUGUUUUUGUAUGACAGAGGAAGCAGCCUUUUGUCUACAGACUGGGAGGAGUGUCAGCAGGUCAUGUGGUGAUGUUUUUUUUCUCUCCCUGGUCCAAGAUUCAAAGGAAACUGGCAAAAAAAAUGUUCAUAUUAGUUGUCUGCUUGUGAGACAUACAACAUGUCUGACAAACGAUUACACCAUCUGUAGAACUUGAAACUGUGGCUUUCAGUUGAUAAAAAGGGGAAACAAUGAAACUGAUGUGUUCCAGUUGGAGCGGCUGGCCCUGAAACGCCCAGCAUGUUGGCCAGAGUUGUCCAUCUGUGUAGAGAAAUGAAACCUAAUAGGAUGGACAAGCCACAGUGUGGUUAACGCAGCUAACUUAUUGUUCAACUUUUUCAACAUAUACUACAGCCCAGCAUGUUAAUGUGAGGUAGAAGGUAUAUCUGCUAGGGCAAAUAGGCGAGAAGUAGAUCAAAUGAUCAAUAAGGUGGCAGGGAGAAUAGAGAGAUUUAGAUAGCAUGGGAGCCCUGGAUUUGUAGACUGAUGUGAAAUAAUCUGAUCAUACACUCACUGAUAUCCCAUAUCUCCAGCCUGGUCAGUUUGUGAUGGCCCUUCAGAGAUGGUAGCCAUCAACAAACUGGUGCAUCUUGCUCCUUUUGUGGCAAUAUCAAAAUUGACUGUUAAGUAAUCAUUGUGUGUGUGUGUGUGUGUGUGUGUGUGUGUUUUCCAGGAAUACAUUUAACAUAUUCAGUCAUUCCAGCAGAAAUUAGCCAAUGUUUGUCUUUUUACAAUGUCAGUGGAUGGAAUGUAUUCUGCUGAAAUCAAACUUGCUCUCUCAGAAAUAUGAUUUACUUUCAUCUCCGUCUAUGGGCUUUGGCACAUUUGAUUGGCUCAUGUAGGUUAUUUCUUGAGAAGAUUCAAAGUGAGAACAUCUAAAAAGCCAAUAAGACAUCUUUGCGACUAAUUGAUGACCCUGUAGUUUCUUUGACAUAUUUACUUUAUGUAAUUAAAAAUGAAGUGUCUAAUUGACAUAUGCAAGUAACAGGUGCCUGAGAAAUUUGUUCAUUUUGGAAGCAGUUGCCUCAUUUACCCCCAUACAUGUACCUUCCUUUUCUUAACACCAACAUACAAAACUACUGUAAAGAGUCAGUACUAGUUUGUCUAGACUCUGGUUAACACAAUAUACUACCUGUGUGUGUUUACUUGAGAGAGAAAGGCAAUUUAAUGAUGUGUGUGUGUGAGAGAGAGAGAGAGAGAGAGAGUGUGUGCGCGUUAUGUUGUACAGUACCUCUGUUGUGAUGUUUGUUCAUGUCCCAAGGUUUACUAUUAAAUAAUACUUUGAAUCAA
This is a messenger RNA of Alosa alosa (allis shad), 4449 nucleotides long. RefSeq names its product E3 ubiquitin-protein ligase RNF152-like. The transcript is spliced from 3 exons. NCBI's taxonomy places the organism in Eukaryota, Metazoa, Chordata, Actinopteri, Clupeiformes, Clupeidae. The coding region runs from base 996 to 1649 and encodes 217 amino acids. The record is from RefSeq and is a predicted model, not a curated record. Gene Ontology annotation, molecular function: ubiquitin protein ligase activity.